AUGAACCAACGAAAGAUGUCUGAGCCACACGUUUUCUUAACUAAAUCCUCUUCGCCAAUAGGCUUUCGCAAGAAGCGAUCGUCUGUCGGAAACAUCUCUCCCCUUGCCAAGACGACAAUCAUCAAUUCUCCAAUAGACUCCCCUCGUUCUGAAGGUGAACGUGACGAAGACAACUUUUGUCGGCUUCAAUCAUUUAUUGAUGCAUUGUCCCCGUCUUUUAUCAACAAGAGGCAUUUACAGAAAUUGAGUUGGAAGGGCAUAGCUUGGCAACUGCGGCAUAAAGUGUGGAAAGUUUUAUUAGGGCAGUUACCCUUAGACCAGAACAAGCAAGCGAGUACAUUACAAUCGAUGCGAGAGAAUUAUAAAACAACACGCGAACGGAUGUUGAAAGAGAUCUACAACUAUGAGCAAAGCCAUUUAGUCCAAAUUCGGAAAGAUUUGGUUCGCCCGAACAAAGACAUCUCAUUUUUAUUGAACAGCACUAUACAAAAGAUGAUGGAGAAUGUAUUAAUGGUAUGGGCUCUAAGACAUCCAGCGUGUGGAUAUGUCCAAGGGAUGAGUGAUAUUGUAGUUCCUCUUGUCUAUGUGUAUCUAACUGAAUAUACAUACGACGAAGCAUUAACAGAUGAUCGCAUUCAACGUAUUCCAGAGACUAUAUUACUUUGGUGUGAGGCUGAUAUAUAUUAUGGGUUUGAUAUGUUAAUGAUGCGGAUCCAAGAUCAUUAUACAUUAGACCAACAAGGAAUAAUGGAGAAGUUAAAACGAAUGGAAGUCCUCGUUUCCAAUUUCGCUCCAGAUCUCUAUCAACACUUAAAGUCGGCUGGCGUCAUUUUCAUUCAAUUUGCUUUCCGAUGGAUCAACUGUUGUUUACUCCGCGAAUUUUCAUUGAAGUCUGCCGUUCGAUUAUGGGACUCAUACAUCAGUGUCGAAGACGGAAAUGGCUUUGGUGAACUCAACUUAUAUUGUUGUGUAUCUCUACUCACGUAUUUUAAGUCAGACUUGAUGAAAAUGGACUUCUCAGAGAUGCUCCAAUUCUUACAACAUUUACCUACUGAAAACUGGGGAGAUGAAGAGAUACAAGCUCUUGUUUCUCAAGCCUUCGUGUACCAAAAUUCGCAAACUCAAAUCACUGAAUGA
Molecule: messenger RNA, 1137 nt
Organism: Entamoeba invadens IP1
Lineage: Eukaryota; Evosea; Mastigamoebida; Endamoebidae
Exons: 2
Coding region: 1-1137 (378 amino acids)
Biological process (GO): activation of GTPase activity
Molecular function (GO): GTPase activator activity
Source: RefSeq, a predicted model, not a curated record